AUCGCAGGCCUUUCUGCUUACAUCCACCACCUUGUGCUGACUCGAGAUGUCGUCGAAAAAAUCAUCGUCUAAUUCUUCCAAAGGAGGCUCGUCCCAGCCUUCGAGAAACGACGUCUACAAGUCCUCCGGUGGUCGCAAUAACUUUAUGCAUUCGUAUGGACUCAAGCCGUGGAACGAUGACGACGUUCAGGAGAGCAAGGCGAUCGCGGACGUUUUAGCAGAGAAUGCGGUGCAGGACAACGCUGCGAGCAAUGAUUCUGGAAAAUAAAUAUUGGUCUCCAAAGUUACACUGCUGCGUGCGUAGUGGAGGGGAGAAGACCCUUUUCUGUUACUUCAUUCCCGGUUCUGGUACUUUAUGUCGGACUUGCUCUCUCGAACGAUCAUAUUGGAAUACCUUUGGAGUUCUCUUUUGAGCUUUUUGGCGUUCAGUACGUACGGCGAAUGCGGUCACCGUGUAAAUCUUUGAAGGGCUAGACACGAGCGAAAGAGCGUUGAUUCUGUGGAAAUAACCAUUUGCGUGAUGUGCGUACAGGUCUCGUGAGGAAGAACGUGUGCUGUCGUUCCUGGAUUUGCAAAGUCGUGAACUCCGGUUCUCAGUAUAUUUUCCGCUCAUCGGUCUUGUACGAUAGUGUGCUCUUCUUCCCUCCCUUGAAUAUUUAGUGUCCACGUUGAGGCUCUCUGCGCAAGGCAAAUCGCUGUGGAAAACUAAGCACGUCGAUGCGAGCAUAUCCUGUCCUGUUGACUGGUGUAAUAUUAGAGUGGCCUUAUAUGCGGAGGAGAUGACGUCGAGAGAUUGAAAUAGAUGUCUAUUUUUGGAACCCCGUUACACUGCAAUCCGAGUCGCGACGUCAGUCUGGACCAAUGCGUUUCGUAAAUCCUAUAAAGCAUGGUUCACUGCUCAAACAGUAAUUUAUCUUCCUCUCCAAUUCAUUCACCAUGGCUCUCUCCAAGCAUAUCAACCCUUCCAUGUUGAUUCAACAAGCUCAGGAUCACAAAUCGAGAGCCCAUAGUUCGACCAAUCAUCAAUCCAUUCAUCCAUAUGGCGCUCGGUAUGGGACGAGUCCAAUCCCCAAAUUCAGACUCCCAACUGAGGGAAUAGAUGCUCAGCAGACGUAUCAGCUUCUCCACGAUGAGCUUGCUCUUGACGGCAACCCUGCGUUGAACCUUGCGUCUUUCGUACACACCUGGAUGCCCGAUGAAGCACACAAGUUGGUUGUCGAAAACAUCUCAAAAAAUCUGAUUGAUCAAGAUGAAUACCCCAUUACUCAGGAUAUCCACACUCGUUGCAUUUCCAUCCUUGCAGAUCUUUGGCAUGCGCCGUCUACGCAUGCAGCGAUUGGUACUGCUACGACUGGAUCGUCGGAGGCUAUUCAGCUCGGGGGUCUUGCCAUGAAGCGUAUCUGGCAAGAAAAGCGCAAGGCUGCUGGGAAGUCUAUCCACGAGCCUGGCCCAAAUAUCGUCAUGGGUGCGAACGCCCAGGUGGCUUUGGAGAAGUUUGCUAGGUACUUUGAUGUCGAAUGUCGUCUCGUUCCUAUAUCGGUCGAGAGCAAGUACAGACUUGACCCUAAAAAAGCCAUGGAGUACAUUGAUGAAAAUACCAUCGGUAUCUUCGUAAUCCUGGGAAGCACCUAUACGGGUCACUACGAGCCGGUGCAGGAGAUGGCCACUCUCCUCGAUGACUAUGAAAAGCGCACCGGAAUAUCAGUCCCAAUCCACGUCGACGCGGCCUCUGGAGGGUUUAUUGCUCCCUUCGCUACUCCGAAACACGUGUGGGACUUCAAGAUCCCCCGUGUCGUCUCGAUCAAUACUUCCGGACACAAGUUCGGUCUAUCUUAUGUGGGUGUGGGCUGGGUCGUUUGGCGGUCUAAGGCCUUCCUCCCCAAAGACCUCAUAUUCGAGCUUCACUAUCUUGGUUCUGUUGAGUACUCAUUCUCGCUCAACUUCUCGCGCCCCGCGCAUCCUAUCAUCGCACAAUACUUCAAUUUCAUCCACCUGGGUUUCAAGGGUUAUCGUGCAAUUGCCCUGGAUGACCUGAAGAACGCCAGAUUGCUCAGCCGUGCUUUGGAGAAGAGCGGAUUGUUCGAAGUGUUGAGCGAUAUCCACCGCCCUGCCGAAGGUGUCGUGUCUGGUGCCAAGCAGGCCGUUGGAUUUGAUGGGGAGAACGUCGAGGACUACGUUCCUGGUCUCCCUGUCGUGUCUUUCCGUUUCUCUGACCAGUACAAGGAACACAGCCCCCACGUUCAACAGAAGUGGGUUCAGACACUGCUCCGUGCCAAGGGCUGGAUUGUCCCAUCCUAUGAACUUGCUCCCGAUCUCCAGGAUGUCGAGAUUCUUCGUGUCGUGGUGAGGGAGAACGUUACGGCCGUGCUCAUUGACAGACUGAUCGCUGACAUCGUUGAAAUCGUCGAAGGACUCGCCAAGGCGGAUACGCCCUUUCAUGCAUUGACUGAGCUCGGCCAGCCCCAUAAGUCCACCGAAUCUCAGCAUGGCAAACUGGAGAAGGGGUCUGCUAGAAAGCCUAGUGGUACUUAUGCCAAACAAUGCUAAGCAUCCAGUACUAAUUCGUGUGUCUACGGCUUAUUGGGAUGCUGUCGGAUUUCAAUUUCCCCUUUCAUAUCGGAUGUAUUAUACCUUGGAACAAGCUAAGAUCAGAUGCAUUUGUAUGGAUUGUGUAUUCGGAUACGUUGCAACUUGUUCG
This is a messenger RNA of Somion occarium, 2698 nucleotides long. The record is from the annotation of a GenBank genome assembly. Lineage: Eukaryota; Fungi; Basidiomycota; Agaricomycetes; Polyporales; Cerrenaceae.